This is a messenger RNA of Lachancea thermotolerans CBS 6340, 3810 nucleotides long. It is a transcript of the gene ATG26, whose product is annotated as sterol 3-beta-glucosyltransferase. The transcript has a single exon. Gene Ontology annotation, biological process: carbohydrate metabolic process. Gene Ontology annotation, molecular function: hexosyltransferase activity; UDP-glycosyltransferase activity. NCBI's taxonomy places the organism in Eukaryota, Fungi, Ascomycota, Saccharomycetes, Saccharomycetales, Saccharomycetaceae. Bases 1 to 3810 code for a protein of 1269 amino acids. The record is from RefSeq and is a predicted model, not a curated record.
AUGCCCGGCGAGAAACCAGAUACCGAUGAAAUAAGCGAAGUAGAACAACGGCCGGCAACGGUCGUAGAGUCUCCCAAGCGCAGGUGGAGGCGGUCCAUGCCUCCGGUGGGCCGGAUGUACCAGUCUUUUACUUCUUUCGCCAGCUCAAAUCGUAACAGCUCAGAUGGUGGAAGCAGUAAUCCAGUUUUUAGUGAUGAGGACAGCUCAGGCCCUCAUGGCGGAGAGGACAAGGAUCAGGAGCAUGACUUGGCCAUCCCUUGUGGCAUGGCGAAAAGCAUAGUUGGUCUUCUAACCACGGCGAGUGUUUAUGCGGGAAUGGGAGACAUAGAGCAGGCAGAAAGUAUUUGCGAGGGCGAAGAAUCAGAUGCUUCCGAUGACUCCGGACCCACUGACAGAUCUGAGGCCUUUGAACGCUCUGAACCUUCUAAGAAUCCUGGAACACCAGAGGUUAACAAAGAUGACGAAGUUGAAGGCCCCGCAUCUAGCAGCCCCUCGGAUGUCACUGUUGGCGCAGAUGAAAAUUCCGAGGCCAACGAUAGCAACCCGAUCUCAGAAACACCCUCGCAAAUAUCCAAGAAGGACACACUUUUCGAAAUCUCAGUUGUACCGAACUCCGAUCUACAGUCGAUAAUGACAUCAAGCUCGAACUCGCGGCAGUCCAAAAUCUAUCGAAAGCUUAUUUCGAAAUUCGGUCUAAAUGAAGACGAAGACCAAUUUGUUUUAACCUGCCCAUGUUGGCUUCUCAAAGACCUCCUCAUCCAGGGUCACACGGUGCUGACCACCAGGCACUUGUUAUUUUUUGCCUUCCUGCCGAAAAGCACGGGCGCAACUAAGAUGUCAGGCAACCUGUCAACUGUAUCUGGUCGCUUGCGGGGUAGAUGGACUCGCCACUGGGCGGUACUCAAGGAUCACACGCUCUCAUUCUAUAACUCUCCAAAGGAUUUAUACUUCCCUAUCCUGACAAUUGAUUUAAGGUAUGCUACGAAGGUGGAGCUUUCAAAGCACAAUGGUGAAGCUACCGGGGAUUUCAGGAUAUUCACCGAGGGCAAAACCUUCAAGUUCAGAGCAGAUUCUAAUUAUGCAGCCCGCUCGUGGUGUAGCGCACUGAAAAAACAAGUCUUUGCGACACAAAAUUCUGAGAAUGACUCUAUGUCUGUAAAGAUCCCUCUAGCAAAUAUCAUUGACAUGGAUGAACAACUGGUGGUUGCACAAUCAGUGACGCUAAGGAUAAGAGUCCUUGAAAGCUCUCAAUCUUUCGCAGUGGAUGAUUACUUUUUCAUGUUCUUGAACAAAAAGGACUUAAAGCUGAAGGAGACCAUCAACACGCUACUCUUAGAGCUUGAUAGAGUUUCGCCUGAGGAGCUUGGAAGUACUACCAUUGCAAACGAAACAGGGGAAUCACCUCUUGUAGAUGAAGACACCCAGAAGGGCUCUCAUCCAGAAAGACGAGGCCGCUCAAGGUCCACCUCCAAAAAGCUUUUCAAGCGGGUGCUAUCCCCAAUGUCUCGAUCUCCCGGACACUCUUUAUCAAUGAGUAUUUCGAUACCUUUUUCUACCAAAUCCUCACAUACAGGCAAAGGCAGGCUAAGGGCAGUGACAGAUGGGUUUUCUAGAAAGCUGCCGACUGGAAAUGUCGAAGAGCAUGUGUCAGUUAAGCAUCCAGCUGAUAUAGAAGUUGAGCCAUCAAACGAGGACCAAGAAGUGGUCCCAAAAGAAACCGCAGCAAAUGAGAGCGUUCCCGAUCCCGCAGACGAAGGAAAAGGGCGUAAUUUUAGGUUGGCAAGCUGGACUCCGAAACCCAUUAAAAACAUGGGAAACAUGUGGAACGCUCAUCCUGUGCAUUACGAGACAGAGGGUCCCGAUAUGUUCCCCGGUGAUGAUCCCUAUUUAACGACUCCCAAAGAGCAAUCUAUUGCAGCCAAGAGGUUCAGAUCACACUUCUCGCUUGAUGGCACGGAAUCUUUACAUGCUGCCUAUUACACCUACCUCAACAAAAACAUCCCUGUUUAUGGAAAGCUCUACCUUGGUGCCUCUGUAGUUUGUUUUCGGUCUCUGAUACCUGGGACGAAAACCAAGAUGAUCCUGCCCAUAAAAGAUGUGGAGAACUGUUAUAAAGAGCGCGGAUUUCGAUUUGGCUACUUUGGGCUCGUUUUAGUGAUACAUGGUCACGAAGAGCUAUUCUUCGAAUUCAGUCUUCAAAGCUCUAGAGAUGACGCUGAAUUUGCAAUGCUAAAAUUGCUAGAUGCUGUUAAGCCGCGAUUAGAUGGUGUGUCUGCGGCUAAGACAAAUGUUAAAAACGGUAAUACAGAAAGUUCGAGCGGACGCAAUAAGCAAUUGACAGAGGCUGCCAAAUUGAGAAUGCUAGAGGACAAAAUCAAUGCUGAAGGCUAUGAUCUGCCAAUGAUGAUCGAAGAAAACCCUUAUUUCAAGACAAGCAUAACGCCAAAAAAAUCAUACAAAUUUGGUUUACUCACCAUUGGUUCGCGCGGUGAUGUUCAACCUUACAUUGCGCUUGGAAAAGGGUUAGUUCGUGAGGGACAUCAUGUAACGAUUAUUACUCACGCAGAGUUUGGGGAAUGGAUCGAGUCAUAUGGCUUAGGCUUUAUCGAGAUUGCUGGAAAUCCCGCUGCACUAAUGUCAUUGAUGGUGCAGCACGGCUCUAUGAACGUAGGGCUGUUAAGAGACGCUUCUUCACAGUUCAGAGGCUGGAUCAAAGACCUUUUAGACACAUCAUGGUCUGCCUGUCAAGGACUUGAUAUUUUGAUUGAAUCACCGUCUGCUAUGGCAGGCAUUCACAUUGCAGAGGCUUUGAAAAUUCCGUACUUCAGGGCCUUUACUAUGCCUUGGACCCGGACUAGGUCAUACCCUCAUGCAUUUAUAGUUCCUGAUCAAAAAAGAGGUGGGAAUUACAACUACUUCACACAUGUGUUGUUCGAAAACAUUCUUUGGAAAGGCAUUGGUGGGCAGGUCAACAAAUGGAGGGUAGAGAAACUUGGGUUGGAGAAGACCAAUCUAUAUAUGAUGCAGCAAAACAAGGUACCAUUUCUCUACAAUAUAUCGCCUUCUAUUUUUCCACCUUCCGUUGACUUCAGUGAAUGGGUCAAAGUUACCGGCUACUGGUUUCUAGAUAGCAAAGAUGACUACGAUCCUCCUGUUGAGCUAGUUAAGUUUAUCGAAAAAGCGAGAGCAUCAAACAAAAAGCUGGUCUAUAUCGGUUUUGGCUCGAUUGUCAUUAAUGAUCCGAAGGAGAUGACUAGAGCUGUCGUUGAUGCUAUUCUUGACGCUGAUGUUUUUUGUAUUUUGAAUAAGGGAUGGUCAGACCGGCUUGACAACGAUAUCAAAAAAAAUGCAGAACAAGAGGUGUUCCCCGAUUGUAUCUACAAUAGUGGAUCAGUUCCUCAUGAUUGGCUUUUCCCUAAGGUUGAUGCAGCAGUGCAUCACGGUGGCUCCGGUACAACAGGGGCAACCUUGAGGGCUGGACUUCCCACUGUUAUCAAGCCGUUUUUUGGUGACCAGUUUUUUUUCGCAGGCCGUAUAGAGGACAUUGGCGCUGGAAUAAGCCUUAAGAAACUUAACAGCAAAAGCCUGUCGAGAGCCUUAAAGGAAGUUACCACUAACUCUCGCAUCAUCAAUAAAGCAAAGCAGAUACAGCAAGAAAUCUCAAAGGAAGAUGGCGUAAGUGUGGCUAUAAGUUGCAUUUAUGCCGAAUUAGCGUACGCGCGGAGCUUAGUGGUAGCUAAAGCCAAGGGCACUCAGAGUGAUGCUAAAGACCCUUCAUCACCCGAGGAAAACACCUGGUUUUUAGUUUGA